GGUAGCAGCCCAGCGAGGACGAGGAGACCCGUAUAUGGACUGACCGCACAAUGCUGUCAGUCCAUGACGCGCGGCGCGCCGCGCGGGCAGGCGAAGUGGCAGCGCUCGAGCGACCGGCGCUCUGGCGCCGGGCGGCACGGCGCGCCGUCCGCCUCCGGCCUGGCCGCUACGGAGAGCGGCUGCGUGCAGCACGCGAGGGCGCUUGCCCGCCUUCGGUGGCCAAGCAGAUCGAAAAGGACCUGCACCGCACCUUCGGCUCGGUGCACGUGCGCGGCGUCCGGGUGCCGCAGGCGGAGGCGCUCAGCUCGCUCCGCAACGUGCUGCUCGCUUACGCGUCGCACAACCCUCGCGUCGGCUACUGCCAGUCGAUGAACUUCGUGGCUGCGGUGCUGCUGCUGGUGGUGGACGAGGAGACGGCCUUCGCGUGCCUCGCGACGGUGGUGGAGCGGGUGCUGCAGGGCCACUUCGCCGACGACAUGGCGAUGAGCCUCGUCGACGGGUCCGUGCUGCGCGGCCUCCUCUCCGCCAAAGAUCCGCAGCUGAUGCGACACCUCGAGGAGAUGCAGGUGGCGCCUUCCCUCGUGACGGCGCAGUGGUUGCUCACCUGCUUCGUCGCGAGCGCCAUGCCGCUGAGUGCGCUGCUGCGCGUGUGGGACUGUCUCUUCCUCGAGGCGGGGCGCUUGAGGGCCCGCUCCUCGAGGGGCGACUGCACGCCUCCUCCGCCGAGCCCGAGCCCUCGGCGGGAGGGGAGGGAGGAGGGGCGGGAGGGGCGGGAGGGGACGCGUGGUCGCUCGUCGACCGCGACUGCCUCGGCGGCAGCGGCUGGCCGCGCUCGUCGCUCUCCUUCGUCAUCCUGCAGCUCGAGACGCCAUCCUUCGUCGAGUCGUACUUCAAGCAGCAGGAGCAGCAGCAGCAGCCCAGCGAGAGCCACGCCGCGGCGGCCCCGACGCCGCGUGGUGCAGCGGAGGCGGGCGGCGGGAAGGAGUGGCUCCGGCGAGGCUCCAUCGUGCAGCGGGUGAUGGCCCGCCUCGACUCCCUCUCGGCCUCGCUGCUCGCAGCCUCGCCGAGAGCUGACGGAGAGGGCUGAGCGCGCUUUGGGUGUACGGCUUUACGCUUGAGUGUACGGGAGAGGUGAGGCGCGCGGUACGGUAACUUGGCCGUUGGGAAGGCGCGGAAUGUGCGCGGAUGUCAGUGUGUGGUUUUGACGUAUUGACGAUGUGU
Emiliania huxleyi CCMP1516 is the source of this 1221-nucleotide messenger RNA. RefSeq lists its product as hypothetical. The record is from RefSeq and is a predicted model, not a curated record. Bases 51 to 1019 code for a protein of 322 amino acids. The transcript has 5 exons. NCBI's taxonomy places the organism in Eukaryota, Haptophyta, Isochrysidales, Noelaerhabdaceae.